UUGCUCUCUAAGAACCUGACCCUGACCACCACAGCCAGUUUGCGCGUUUCUUUUUCUUUUAUUAUUUUCCGUGUAGUAGUAGAAGAUAAAUUAUAUAUAAAUGAUCAAAUCCCCCUUUCUCUCUGUUAUUCCCAUGUCGUCGUCCUUUCUCGUCUUUUCAAUUUUUUUUUUUUUUUUUUGUAAGUAAAAAACAGUAUUUGUUUGUUCAAAUUUCAAAAAACUUGAAAAUCUAGGUUAGUUAUGGAAGAAGAGCUGGAAUUUUUGGAAGCCGACGACGUAAUCGAUUGGAGUAGUCUGUUGGAUGAAUUACCGGAGGGUGCGAAUACCUUGGAUUGGGAAACUGAAGCUCCAAUUCUCAACGACUCGUCCUCCUCAUCUUCUUCUUCCUCUUCUUCUCUUCCUUUAGCCGCCGCCGCCACCGAUUCUCCCUCUAACCAUUCUCCAGAUCCGAUUUCCUCAUGGAUCGGACAGAUCGAAACCUUGUUGAUGAAAGAAGAUGAUGCUGACGAUGCUAAUAAGGUUGCCUCGGAGCCUCCUGCUAAUGAUUUUUUGGCUGACAUCCUUGUCGAUUCUCCUGCCCCUGCACAGCCUUCCGACGAUCACGACCUCGGCCUUUCUACUGACAAGGAAGAAUUGGAGGUUGCCCCUGUCCAAAACGAUUCUGAAGAUCUUCUCUCUAAGAAACGGACAAGGCAGCUGAGAAAUAGGGAUGCCGCUGUGAGAUCCAGGGAGAGGAAGAAGGUGUAUGUGAAGGAUCUAGAAAUGAAGAGUAAAUAUCUUGAAGGAGAAUGCAGGAGACUGGGGCGAUUGCUUCAGUGCUGCUAUGCUGAGAAUCAAGCCUUACGGUUUAGUUUGCAGAUGGGCAAUUCAUUUGGUUCUCCAACAACCAAGCAGGAGUCUGCUGUGCUCUUGUUGGAAUCCCUGCUGUUGGGUUCCCUGCUUUGGUUGGUGGUCAUCAUGGGCUUGUUCAUUCUGACUGUAAUGCCCCUUCGAAAUCUGGAGCCACUUCAAUUGGAAGACGAGGGAAAGAAAGCUCUAGAAAGAGAGGCUCCAAAAGGGGGAGAAACUAAAAUUUUUGGAUACUUUGUGGUAGGAUCUUUUGUAAAAAGCAGGAGAUGCAAAGCUUCAUGGACAAAGAUGAAACAGUGUUUCCUUGUUCUUUAAUUUUUUUUUAAGGUCUUUUUUUUUUUUUUUUUUUUCUUUUUUGGUGGUGUGUGUGUGUUUGGGGGGGUGUCUGAGGCCUGCUCCAGCUCUAAUGUACGAUUUGUCCUUUGCAAAACCAGUUUUGGUGUUGACGUCGGGAAUGUUUUUUUAUUGAGAAAAUCAUGUUUCCCGUCCACCAUUUGAACUAUGAUAUGUCAUUAUGGUAAACCUUAGACUGUGCCAUCGUCUACCUCUUCAUCAAUUUCAAUCUAUGCUGGUCCUAGUUAUAUUA
Molecule: messenger RNA, 1435 nt
Organism: Ziziphus jujuba (common jujube)
Lineage: Eukaryota; Viridiplantae; Streptophyta; Magnoliopsida; Rosales; Rhamnaceae
Product: bZIP transcription factor 60
Exons: 3
Coding region: 241-1164 (307 amino acids)
Biological process (GO): regulation of DNA-templated transcription
Molecular function (GO): DNA-binding transcription factor activity
Source: RefSeq, a predicted model, not a curated record